AACUCAUCAGGAAGCUGCUCAAGUGAGUAGUUCUCCGUCGACACGUUGGACCGUUAGAAGAAACUAUGAAAGACUGAGAUCAGCAGCAUGGAUCAGUCUGAGAACAAGGAAACCUCUCCAUGUGGGGAACAGGACAGCCAGACAACAGCUCAGAGGACCAUCCCGAAACUGGACUCUGAUGAAGCUGAAGCAGAACCGAACAGUGUCUCUAAGAAUGUGUGGAUCAAAUUGACAGGCCCUGCAGCAGAAUCACUGGCGCAGGCUCUCUAUGGGCCCACUGUUGUAGUUUUGCAGGAAAACAAGGGAGAUAGAAGAGGAGCAGAAGAGGAAACAGCAGAAGAAGACGACGCAGCAAUACGACUAGAACUAGAGGCUGAAGGAGGAGGUGCAGAAGUAACUGGAAGAGGAGGAAAAACAGCAAUAGUCAAAACCGUGUCAGUGCCAUCAACAAGGACUGUUGUCGCAGGAAGAGCCCAAGCUGGGAAACGCAUCAAAGUGCUAAAAACAUACAGGAUUGUCCUGCUGGGAAAAACUCGAGCUGGGAAAAGCAGCCUAGCAAAUACCAUUUUUGGAGACGAUGUGUUCAAGAUAAACCAUACCUCCAUCUGUGGAACAAGUGAAUGUCAAGCAGGGUCAAAAUCUGUUCAUGGAAGAAGACUAACUGUGGUCGACACUUCUGGUUUCUUUGACACAGAUAGACCUGAGCAGCAGCUGAAGAGUGAGAUAGUAAGGUGCAUCACAGAGUGCGCUCCAGGGCCUCAUGCUUUUUUCAUUGUUCUUAAAGUGGAGAAAUUCACUAAGGAGGAGCAGGCUGUCAUCACUAAAAUAUGUCAAUAUUUCUCAGAGGAAGCUUUAAAGUAUGCUGCUGUUGUCUUCACUCAUGGUGACCAGCUCCCAGAAGGAAUGACAAUUGAUCAGUUUGUUGAUCAGAAUAAAUGUCUCAGUGAUCUGGUGAAGAAGUGCGGCGGCCGAUGCCAUGUUGUUGAUAAUAAAUACUGGAAAAACAACCAACAGGAUGAAUACAGAAGCAACAAGUUUCAGGUGGCAGAGCUGCUCAACACAACAGACAAGAUAGUAAUGGAAAACAAAGGAGGCUGCUACACUAACAAGAUGCUACAAACAGUGUGGAGUGAAAAAGAAAGAGAGAACAACAGAACCUCUGGAGGAAAAAUGCCACAAGGACACCCCAGAAAUAAGGCGAACAAAAGUGUCUCAAAGAAUGUGUGGCUAAAACUAACAGGCUCUGUAGCAGAAUCACUGCUGGAGUCCUUCUGUGGGCCCGCUGUUGUAGUUUUGCAGCAAAGUGGUGGGUUAACAAAAGGAGCAGCAGAAGGAAUAGGAGGUGAAGCUACAGAAACAAAAGGAGAAAAAGCAGGAGGAAAAGCUUUUAAAGAAGAAGUAGAUAUAGAAACAGAAGAAGAAAAAGUAGAUAUAGAAACAGAAAAAGUAGAAAGAGAAUGUACCUGUAAGAUUUACGGCAGUCCAACUCGUGUGAAUGGGAAGUAUCAGUAUUUACUUUGA
Messenger RNA from Perca fluviatilis (European perch), 1521 nucleotides. RefSeq lists its product as uncharacterized. The record is from RefSeq and is a predicted model, not a curated record. NCBI's taxonomy places the organism in Eukaryota, Metazoa, Chordata, Actinopteri, Perciformes, Percidae. Bases 88 to 1521 code for a protein of 477 amino acids. Gene Ontology annotation, molecular function: GTP binding. The transcript is spliced from 6 exons.